Colletotrichum godetiae is the source of this 546-nucleotide messenger RNA. RefSeq lists its product as uncharacterized. Bases 1 to 546 code for a protein of 181 amino acids. Lineage: Eukaryota; Fungi; Ascomycota; Sordariomycetes; Glomerellales; Glomerellaceae. The transcript has 2 exons. The record is from RefSeq and is a predicted model, not a curated record.
AUGGCCCCCAUGCAUUCUCGAAUCCAGGAGGCCUCGAAGGAGGAACUCGUCAUGGUCCUCAAGGCCGUCUGCAGCUUCACCGGCACCCACUACCACGUCAAGAGCGUCCUCGACUACCUCGAUGAGAAAAAGCAGUCGGACGCCGCGGCCGCCGCCAGCCGUCGCCUUCGGCAGUCUACCCACGCCUCCUUGUCUAUGAAGAGUUGGGCUCAGCCGGUUCCCAAGGUUGUGAAGCGCAACAUCAAGAUGUGCUGCAACUGCGAGUUGCCCUUCAUCGAGAACGAGAACACUGAUGAGUCUUGCCGCCAUCACCCUGGCAAGUGGCUUCUCGAAUGCGAGAAGGGCGAUAAGAUCGAGUUCGUGGAUCUUGACAAGGCCGGCGAGGAGUUCACUUCCAACGAGCAGGCCCUGCGCAUCCUCGACUGCUGCAACAGCGAGCGUGGCGUCAGCAAGGGUUGCAUCGCGGGCAAGCACGUCGCCAUGGUCGCGGGUGUCGACACCAGCGAGGUCUCUGUCUCAUCCAACAACGGCCCUGCCGACAACUAA